This is a messenger RNA of Adineta ricciae, 1317 nucleotides long. NCBI's taxonomy places the organism in Eukaryota, Metazoa, Rotifera, Eurotatoria, Adinetida, Adinetidae. The record is from the annotation of a GenBank genome assembly.
AUGACAGAAUGCGAGCACUCACGAGUUGGUAGAGAAUUUUUAGACAGUGUUUCUUGGCCUAUUCUAUUGCGUAGACCAGCUCAUGAUCAAUGUUAUUGCCAUCAAUGUUAUUCAUCAGAUCUUCCAGAUACUCUUACCGUGGCCGGUUAUACAUAUGUCAUUCCACGUGGAUGGAGUCGCUUUGCUGUUUCAGUUGAUGAAGAUUUCUUCAAUCAUCAUAACGUAUGGAAAACAUGGCUAAAUUGUUAUCAUGGAACAAGUAUUGACAAUGCUAGAUCUUGUGUCGAACAUAGGCAACUAUUGUUACCCAAUGAUAUAACUAUGUACGGAAAGAAACUGGAAAUACGAGAAGAUCACAUCCCGGGAGAACAAUAUGUUUUUACAACACCAUCCAUCAAAUAUGCUGCGUUGGGUUGUUAUGGUCACACAUAUGACUUCCGAUCACCUCAUGAUUCAAAAUUGUAUACUAUAAAAGUAGUAUUACAAUGUAAACAGAAGCCUGAUUCAAUCAUAGUUCAACCAGAAACAGUUGGUGCAAGAGAAAGAGAAAUUAAAAUAUGUCCUCAUUUCCCAAAUGAAGUGUUAGAAUGGAAAACAAAACAUCGUUCGAGCGUUAUGAUCUAUGGACUAUUACUUCAAGUAAAGGGAGAGGAUGCAGAAGAUGAUUCGAAUUUAUCUCUAUGUCAAUCAAUAAACAUCACUGAAAAUCAACCUCAUGAAUCAAUCAUAAUUCCACCACAAUCAGCUUCAUCGAACGAAAAUGUUGAUAAUAAUCCAAAAUCAUCGCCGUCGAACGAAGCCAUUAAUAAUAAUUCAAAGCCAACGCGCUCAAUUGCAUCUACAUACAGAUCUAAAUGGGCGUCAAUGUCAAGAAAGCGAGCGGCACUCUUAAUUAUACUGGUCGUAUCCACCUUUCUACCAAUAGCUGCUCUUAUUAUUGGUCAAGUAUAUAAAAAUGAUUGUCCAAUGCAACCAUGGAUUCCUCGAUGGUUGAUUAUUUUUGGAGCUAUGGGCUUAGCUGGUUUUAGUUUGAUUUUCAUCACAAUGUCUAUAACGUUUCAACGUUGUUCUAAAGACACAGAAGUUGGAAAUGAUAUUGGUUCGUACAUGUUCUGUUUGCUAAUACUCUUCUUUCUCGCAUGGCUAAUAGCGGGAAGUGUAUGGAUAUUUCCAGCUAAUCUGGAAGUUCAAUUCAAUGAAACCAAUAAGAAAACCUACUGUCAUAAAACUCUGUACAAGUUUGCAUUCGGAUUAUCGCUUGUACAAUAUUCACUCAUUGGUGUUUUGGUAUGCUGCUGUCUGGGCAACGUGUUUUAG